AUGUCUCUGACCAAGGCCGAGAGGACCAUCAUCCUGUCCAUGUGGGGCAAGAUCUCCACGCAGGCGGAUGCUAUUGGCACCGAGGCCCUGGAGAGGCUCUUCGCCAGCUUCCCGCAGACCAAGACCUACUUCCCGCACUUCGAGCUGCGCGCGGGCUCGGCGCACCUGCGGGCGCACGGCGCCAAGGUGGUGGCCGCGCUGGGCGACGCGGUGCGCAGCCUCGACGACGUGGCGGGCGCCCUGUCCAGGCUGAGCGAGCUGCACGCCUACAUCCUGCGCGUGGACCCGGUCAACUUCAAGCUGCUGUCCCACUGUCUGCUGGUCACCCUGGCCUCGCACUUCCCCGCCGACCUCACGGCCGACGCCCACGCCGCGUGGGACAAGUUCCUGUCGCUCGUGUCCUGCGUCCUGACCGAGAAGUACCGCUGA
Molecule: messenger RNA, 429 nt
Organism: Nyctereutes procyonoides (raccoon dog)
Lineage: Eukaryota; Metazoa; Chordata; Mammalia; Carnivora; Canidae
Gene: HBZ
Product: hemoglobin subunit zeta
Exons: 3
Coding region: 1-429 (142 amino acids)
Biological process (GO): oxygen transport; hydrogen peroxide catabolic process
Cellular component (GO): blood microparticle; hemoglobin complex; haptoglobin-hemoglobin complex
Molecular function (GO): oxygen binding; haptoglobin binding; organic acid binding
Source: RefSeq, a predicted model, not a curated record